This is a messenger RNA of Trichoderma virens Gv29-8, 1875 nucleotides long. RefSeq lists its product as uncharacterized. Gene Ontology annotation, biological process: nucleotide catabolic process. Gene Ontology annotation, molecular function: hydrolase activity. The coding region runs from base 1 to 1875 and encodes 624 amino acids. The record is from RefSeq and is a predicted model, not a curated record. Gene Ontology annotation, cellular component: cytosol. Lineage: Eukaryota; Fungi; Ascomycota; Sordariomycetes; Hypocreales; Hypocreaceae. The transcript has 2 exons.
AUGCUCGAAUCUCUGCUUCUCGGCGGCCUCAUCGCCGCCGCCGCGGUUGAAGCCGCGCAGCCCGGCGCCGUCAAGCCGGUGGCAGCGCCUAUGCGAGACCUGACUUGGGGCCAGAUCAACUUUCUGCAUACGACAGACACGCACGCCUGGCUCAGCGGGCAUUUCCUCGAGCCCUCCUUCUCCGCCGAUUGGGGCGACUACAUCUCCUUUUCCCAGCACAUGCGCAAGCUGGCCGACGACAAAGGCGCCGAUCUCCUCCUCAUCGAUACCGGCGACCGAAUCGAGGGUAGCGGCAUCUACGACAGCUCCGUCCCAAAGGGCCUAUACCAAUACGAGAUAUACGCCCAGCAGAAGAUUGACAUCAUCUGCACCGGCAACCAUGAGCUGUACCAGGCUUACUCGGUCGACAUGGAACACAAUACCACGGUUCCGAACUUUAAAGAGAAUUACAUUGCGUCUAAUCUCGACUACAUUGAUCCCAAGACUGGCAAGCGCGUGCCCCAGGCCCAGCGAUACCGCAAGUUCAAGACCAAGAACCUAGGCCUCAACAUUGUGUCCUUUGGCUUCCUCUUCGAUUUUACCGGCAAUGCCAACAACAGCGUCGUUCAGCCCGUGGCCGAUACCAUCAAGGAGGAGUGGUUCCAAGAGGCCAUCAAGGAAAAGCCCGACCUCUUUAUCGUCAUUGGCCAUGUCGGUGUGCGCAUGGAAGAGUUCAAAGCCAUCUUCAAGGCUAUCCGCAAGGAAGAUUGGGACACGCCAAUUGCUUUCUUUGGCGGCCACCUACACAUAAGAGACGCCGUGAGCUAUGACUCCAAGUCGCUAGCCAUCGCCUCCGGCCGCUACCUCGAGACCAUUGGCUGGAUGUCCAUCGACGGCAUCGUCAAGAAGCACCCCAAAGAUGGCGACAACGAAGACAACGAAGAAGUCGAGGUCCAAAAGAGUCCCACCUUCACUCGCAAGUAUAUCGACAACAAUCUGUACGGAAUGUACUAUCACACCGGCUUAGACGAGACAACCUUCCCCACCACCGAGGGUAAAAAAACCAGCAAGAUGAUUGAGCAUGCCCGCAAGGCUCUGAAUCUUGGACAUCGCUACGGCUGUGCGCCCCGCGACUUGUGGAUGACCAGGACCCAGUACCCCGGCAAAGACAGCAUCUACACUUGGCUCGAGGAGGAAGUAUUGCCCGACGUGGUCGUCAGCCAGGACCGAAAGGAUAAACCCCGGCUGGCCUUGGUCAAUACGGGUGGCAUCCGCUUCGACAUUUUCAAGGGACCAUUUACACGGGAUGACACCUUUACGGUGAGCCCUUUUACAAGUGGCUUCCGCUACGUGCCCGAUGUGCCGUAUGAUAUUGCUGCCAAGGUCCUUGGGAUUCUCAACAGCCAGACGAGGAUCUUUGUUGCUGGACUUCCAGAUACCAGGCGGUUGACCAUUCCUCAGUUAAUGUAUCCACGACCCAACGUCAUUAUUCCUGAUGAGACUGAAGUUGUUGAACAAGACGGCCGAGAGGAAGAUGAAGCAGAGGCUCGCCUCGAGCUCCGUGGGGUCGAUGCCUCUGGGGACGACGACACGCUCUUUGGCGGCUACACGACCAAGGACGACAUCAGCAAGGACGGAGAUGACACCGUCCACAAGCCCAUUGACUUCUACGCCGUGCCCAAUUGCGUCCAGGCCGAAAUUGGCUUCCCGGCCGAGGGAAAGCCCGAGACGGUGGACCUUGUCUUUGUCGACUUUCUGCUGCCAUGGAUCAUCCCCGCUCUCAAGUUUAGCGGCGGCGAUUACAGCACCAAAGAUGUGGAGCUGUAUAUGGAGGGGACAUUGACGACCAAAUUGGCCGAAUGGAUUGGCGACAACUGGAAGGAUGAGUGCGAAUAG